Gongylonema pulchrum is the source of this 150-nucleotide messenger RNA. The record is from the annotation of a GenBank genome assembly. NCBI's taxonomy places the organism in Eukaryota, Metazoa, Nematoda, Chromadorea, Rhabditida, Gongylonematidae.
AUCCAGUCGUUGAUAUUCCUACUAAACGAUCCGGAACCGGAGCGGCCAUUGCGCCAGCAAAUUGCCGAACAAAUCUACAAGGAUAAACAAGCAUUCAUGAGAGAAGCCAUUGAGCAGACCAGGAAGAAUGCCGAGAAAAGACCGAAGUGA